Molecule: messenger RNA, 687 nt
Organism: Rhincodon typus (whale shark)
Lineage: Eukaryota; Metazoa; Chordata; Chondrichthyes; Orectolobiformes; Rhincodontidae
Product: potassium channel subfamily K member 5
Exons: 5
Biological process (GO): potassium ion transmembrane transport; stabilization of membrane potential
Cellular component (GO): membrane
Molecular function (GO): potassium ion leak channel activity
Source: RefSeq, a predicted model, not a curated record
CUGUGGAAAAGUCCGCCAAGCAGUUCGCAAUUGUGGUGACCCCCUUCCCCUUCUACUGUCGAAGAGGCUGCAGGACAAGGUGUCACCAUCACCGGCAAUAGGACCUUCAACAACUGGAACUGGCCGAAUGCGGUUAUUUUUGCUGCAACAGUCAUCACCACAAUCGGAUAUGGAAACAUUGCACCCAAGACUUCACAGGGCCGGCUAUUCUGCAUCUUCUAUGGGCUGUUUGGUACACCGCUCUGCCUCUCCUGGAUCAGUGCGUUGGGGAAGUUUUUUGGAGGACGAGCUAAGAAGUUGGGUGAAGCCUUGACCAGGAAAGGCAUGAGUCCACGGAAGGCCCAGAUAACCUGCACAGCUAUUUUCAUUGUAUGGGGUGUCCUGGUGCAUCUGGUAAUGCCACCCUUUGUCUUUAUGGUGACUGAAGGCUGGUCAUACAUUGAAGGCUUGUACUACUCUUUCAUCACAAUAUCCACCAUUGGGUUUGGAGAUUUCGUGGCAGGUGUAGACCCAAAUGCCAACUACCACAUCCUUUACAGAUACUUUGUUGAGCUUUGGAUCUACUUGGGUUUGGCAUGGAUUUCCCUUUUCUUCAACUGGAAAGUUAGCAUGUUCGUCCAGGCACACAAAGCCAUUAAGAAACGGCGGAAGCGAAUGAGGGAAUCUGUGGUAACCGUGUCAAACACC